AUGAAGCUCUAUGACGCCCCAGCAUCCAACCCAAUGGUUGUUCGCCUCUUCGUACUUGAAAGAGGUGGCAUAAGCCUUGACGUCGAGACUAUCGACAUCAUGACCAUGGAGAAUAGAGGCCUUGAAUAUCGAAAGAUCAACCCACGCGGCGAGGUUCCCGCGCUCGUUCUCGACAAUGGCUUUGUACUCACGGAAGUAACCGCUAUCUGCGAGUAUCUCGAUGAGAUAGCCCAGGGCGGCAUAUCACUCUUUGGCGAAACACCCCUCGAGCGUGCCGAAACACGCAUGUGGCUUAGACGAAUGGAUCUUGAAAUCGCACAACCUGUCAUAUUAUGGGUUCGUAAUGAUCCGGGCACUGCAGACUUCUAUAUAGGACAUCAAAUUCCUAUUCCGGAAGCGAGAUUGGCACAGAAGGUUACUAUUCAGCAGUAUCUGAACCUUCUGAUGAAGGAUAAGACUACGGGUACGGCAUCGUGGAUACUUCAUCCCGGAAGGAAGAAUGUUGUCGGAUAUUUUGAGAGGAUGGAUGCUAGGGAGACUAGCAAGAAGGCGCUGGAGGUCUUUGGAGCCAGACUUGAGGCUCAAUAG
Molecule: messenger RNA, 588 nt
Organism: Fusarium musae
Lineage: Eukaryota; Fungi; Ascomycota; Sordariomycetes; Hypocreales; Nectriaceae
Exons: 2
Coding region: 1-588 (195 amino acids)
Biological process (GO): glutathione metabolic process
Molecular function (GO): glutathione transferase activity
Source: RefSeq, a predicted model, not a curated record